Messenger RNA from Mauremys reevesii (Reeves's turtle), 843 nucleotides. It is a transcript of the gene PHOX2A, whose product is annotated as paired like homeobox 2A. Gene Ontology annotation, molecular function: DNA-binding transcription factor activity, RNA polymerase II-specific; RNA polymerase II transcription regulatory region sequence-specific DNA binding. The transcript is spliced from 3 exons. The coding region runs from base 1 to 843 and encodes 280 amino acids. Gene Ontology annotation, biological process: regulation of transcription by RNA polymerase II. Lineage: Eukaryota; Metazoa; Chordata; Testudines; Geoemydidae. The record is from RefSeq and is a predicted model, not a curated record.
AUGUACAAAAUGGAUUACUCCUACCUCAACUCCUACGACUCCUGCAUGGCCGCCAUGGAAGCCUCCGCCUACGCGGACUUCAGCUCCUGCAGCCAGGCCAACACUUUCCAGUACAACCCCAUCAGGACCGGCUUUGGGACCAACCCCGGGUGCCCGCCGCUCAGCACGGCCAACUGCACCUUGGGGGCCCUGCGAGACCACCAGCCUUCGCCUUACUCCACAGUUCCCUACAAGUUCUUCUCCGACCCCUCGGGCAUCAACGAGAAGAGAAAGCAGAGACGGAUCAGGACCACGUUCACCAGCUCCCAGCUGAAGGAGCUGGAGAGGGUCUUUGCUGAGACCCACUAUCCAGACAUCUACACCCGGGAGGAGCUGGCGCUGAAGAUCGACCUCACUGAAGCCAGGGUCCAGGUUUGGUUCCAGAACCGACGCGCCAAGUUCCGCAAGCAAGAACGGGCGGCAAACGCCAAAGGGGUGAAUGGCGGCUCCUCGGCCAACAAGAAAUCUGACCCGCGCUCCUCUUCGGAGGACGACGAGUCCAAGGAGUCCAACUGCAGCCCCACCCCGGACAGCACCGCUUCACUGCCCACCACGGGCAGCCUCAACAGCCCCGGGAGCAGCCUGAGCCCCAGCCCCGGCACGGGGCAGGGCCUCGGACCCAGCCACGCCGCCCAGUCCUUAAAGGCUCCCAUCUGGCCAGGGGUCAGCACCAGCAACGGUGCCACCAACACGGCGGAGCUCCUGAAGGCGUGGCAGCCGGCCGAGGCCAUGCCAGGACCGUUCUCCGGCGUCCUCUCCUCCUUCCACAGGAAGCCCAACGCCCUCAAGACAAACCUGUUCUAA